AUAUCCUCUAAUGUAUCGGUGGAGCUUGUAGAUUUCAGUUGUUCAUAUAAUGGUCUAUUGUAAGUAGAUGGUUCAAGGUGUGUUCUAUGUCUUCCAAUGAGACACGUGGGUUGUGUCAGUAUCAUGGUAGCGAGCGCCGUGUGACCUGGGACUAGUGAAGCUGAUCACCAAUAUGUUCACUGCCUGUUUCCUAUUCACACUUACAGGAUUAUGUUUCUCCCAAAUGGCUCCUCCUCCAGGUCAAGCGGCAUCAGCUGGAAUGGCGGCUGCGGGAGGAAUGGCUGGAGCCGGUGGAAUGGGCGGGGCUGGAACAGUGGGCGGGGCCGGUUUACUGGGCGGAGUCGGAGGCAUACCUCCUCAUCUGUUGGGUGACCCGGGGGAGAACCCGUUUGCCCUAGACGGCAUGUGCUGGAAUUUAGAAAAACAACUCAGAGCCACAUUGCCACCAAAUACAAGCCCCAAAGAAAUGAUGGCUGACAAGGUGCAGUUGGCUAUCACAAGCUUCCUUAACGGCGGAGGAGAAAUUCCUUCGACCGGCGGGGGUAACAUUGCAUGUUUUAUACGAAACGCCAAGAAGAAGGCUGGAAAAAUGAAGGUCAUGAAUGCCGAACUCGCUACUGCAGUCGCUGAUCGAGUAGCCGAUGCUGGCUGCAGGAUACCAUGCUUCGAUGCUACUACUGGUAUGUGGGCUCAGCCUCCGCCUGGCAUGGCUCCAGCAUCACUGACACCGGCUCUGACUGAACCAAUGACUGCUUCUCAUAUGUUCCCCAGGCACCAGGCCCCGACCUAUGAUCCUAGAAUGGGAGCAGUUGACCCCUAUGGCAAUACUAUGGCUGGUCCAGGUCCUUAUGAUCCGCUAAGGAGCAGAGGACCUUACGAUCCAGGGAUGGGUACAGUUGGCAGUGUAGAUCCCGGAAUGGGCGGCAUGGGCAGCAUGGGUCCGGGACCAUAUGAUCCAGCCAGAGGUGCUGGACCUUAUGAUCCAAGUAUGGGAAGAGGCGGACCUUAUGAUCCAGGUAUGGGAAGACCCGGUCCUUAUGAUCCAAGUAUGGGGACAUCCGGUCCUUAUGAUCCAAGCAUGGGACCAGUCGGUCCUUAUGAUCCAAGCAUGGGAGCUGCUGGUCCUUAUGAUCCAAGUAUGGGACCACCUGGUCCUUAUGAUCCCAGGCUUGGCGGGGGAGCAGGGCCCUAUGAUCAAACUAUGGCAGGGUCUGGACCCUAUGAUCCGUCUGUGGGUGGACCUGGACCUUACGACCCUGGUCCUGGAGCAUUUGAUCAAGGUCUUGGCGGACAUUAUCCAGGGCGGAGUGGAAUGGGAACUGAACCCUACCCUGCCGAUGUGGCUCCUCGAUCAACAUCCUCACAUGACCGUGGGCGUGGCCUUCACACAUCUCACCAGAUGGCACUGCAUGAGCGGAGGAGAAUGGGACUGACACACAGAGGACCGCCGUCACAGAUGGACAUGGGUACUGGCUUCCGAGAACAUCCACUGAGCAGGACUAAUCCUACUAACCACAUCACAGGAAUGGAGCAGUCAUCUCGUCACCUAUCCUCUUCUAUUGCCGACACUCAACUCAGAGGCUCCUCUGGUCAACAAUCAGGCUUUGCUAAUGCCGAUCAAACAGGAGCCUUUCUAGGAGGUUCCAGUGGGCAUGGUCAGUCCAUGCCCGGCACUGGUACGAAUCCCUUAUUGCAAGACACUGCGCGCUUCUCAGCUGGAAAUAUGGCAUCAACUGAUCUUGGAACGUCUCCGACCAGGCCUGCUGAUAACCAGUUUCAAAGAGCCAUAUUAAGGGAUGGUGUUCCGACACCUAAUCUGGCUAGUAGUCAAGCGAUUUCAGGUUCUGGUACUGGAACUAAUGCAAUGCAGGCCUCAGGUGGUACUCACCUAAUGGGCGACCCUGCUGGAAGUCAACUUGGUCAAACACAACGAAUGUUGUCUCAGUCCGCAACACAGCUAGCUACAAGUCGCCAAUCACAGUUUGCCUCUGAUCAUGCUGGAUUUACAUUUGACAGGAAACAAUCUGCAAAUCAGAUGACGCCUACAAGAGUAUCCUCAGGUAUGUCCCAACAACCUGGUGGACUGAGCCAGGAUUUUGCCAACGCACGGUUGCAGAGUGGUAGAAGGGAUUUCAGGGAUGUAGGGCUGAUGUCAGACAGAAGGAUGUCACACCCUUCCAGAGAGGCAUCAUUAUUUUCAGAGAAUCCCCGUUCGUCUAGAACAAUGUCUCAUUCCUCUGACAUGAUGACACAUCCUAACUGGAGAAUGACAGACAGAUCCAACUCUCACUUCAAUUCUCACGCUAUGCGAGGAGAAACGUCAGGUAGCUCUCGUAGAUCAAUGCAGGCCAUAGAUCGACAUCAACUUGUGGGCACUGGCUCAUCAUUUGACCAUAGUUCCCAAAGGAUGUCUUCGGAUUCACCUAGGUCCUCUGACCGGAUGUCAAGCUUUUCCCACCAGAGUAUGUCGCCAUCUUUCCCAAGGAGUAGAAUGGCACAGAUAUCCCGGGUAGACACACGCGGAUGGGGGACGCAUUCACCUUCAAGAAUGAACUCUCAUUUUAAUGAUCAAGCUAGAUUUGUGAGUUCGGCUGUUGGUAGCACUACAAAAAUAUUUUCAAAGAGACCCACGAUCAAUUCUGUCCAUGAAACACCGGGUGUCGCAGAGGUAAGGGAUCUAAAACUUACCGGGAACAACGGUGCCAAAUUUGCAAUGACAUCGCCUGUUGGCCUCGGGGGAAAAUCACCUGAUGCUCUGUUGAGGGAAAAACAGACCUUAUCGACAUUUGACACACAAAAAGAUCCCAAGGUUGGUACAGUAGGGAGCAAUUCUUUGACACAAGGAACGACUCUUUCUGAUAAGAACUUCUUUCACCGUAAAACAGAUCUUCAUUUAAACCAGAACAGAAUUACGGGUAAUGAAGAGAGUACGCAGCCAGCAAAGGAUGUCCUUUUACCAAAUAUGGGCAGAAGUGCUCAAGGGUCAUUAUCUUUGUCCCAGGAAUUAUCACAUGAUGGCACAUCACUAAAGAAUGGAAUACUUGGGAGAACAGGCAGCGAUAUGACUCAAACAACUAAGUCCACUGGAGAUGUGACCAAGUUGGGAUUAAACAAUAACCGUCUUAAUGACAGUAUCACGGGAAGUGUUAGUGGCAGAGACACGCUUAUGGGCCAAGUUUCUAAUAAGGAUCUCCAUGCAGACUCGGUUCCACUGAGGAAUACUUUACAGGAUGGUGGUCAAAAUGACCCCACCAGACAAUCAGAGCAAGGUAGAAGUUUGUCGAACAAUGCCCUUGGCAGUGAUGCACAACACACAGACUUAUCAGUGAUGUCUCCUGACAUGCUGACAGAGAACAGUUCUUCAGGCGGUGUUGGGGACGUGUUAAACAAAGCUAAAGGACUUGAUAGUCGUUCUGGUUCUACGUUUACCAGUGGUAAACAGAAUGUCACUGACAUAGUAGAUGGGGGUCGGAUUACUGAUGCGGAGCUUCUCACUAAAUUCCGACUCCCCAUAGUGAUCAGUGCUGCGGACAUCAAUAGUCCCGUUAGGGAUCCACACAUUGACAGGUUUGGGGGUAGGCUGAGAAUAACGCAGUCGCUAGGUGCAAAUGAUAAAUUAAUGGAGAAGGGACAUAGUAGUGGUCUUAACACGCAUGGUGGAAACCUCAGACUUGAUGCUGCCUCAAGAUCUCAAUUUGCGUCAGAGAACAAGGCCGCCAUGGACAUGCUGACGGCUAACCAGGGUCAAAGUAACAUACAGGAUAUUCAAAUUGCUGUUCAGAGGCUAGGGGGUGGACGUCCUUUUCAGACUUUAGGGCCAGACAAGGCAUCUGGUGGUGUUGUAGAUACAGGUGUAGGACACGCCGAUGCUGCUCUUGGGAUGGGUACAGGACCUAUUGAUACAUUACAUUCCAGACAAGGAGCAGGAAUGGACACACGUUCUGGUCACCCAAUGGCAGAUCGCCAUGCUACUCAUACGGGUUUCAGAGACGUAGGUCGGCUUCAAGGCCCUGAUAUGGGUAUGGCUACCGAUGUUGGAUUUGGACACCCAGGUCCGUUCCACGGUGCUGAGAUGGGUUUGGGACACCAAAUGAGGGACAGACAUGCAACUGAUAUGGGUUUUGGAAACGCAGCUCCGUUCCCUGGCCCGGAUGUGGGUUUUGGAAACCCAUGGAGGGACAUUCAUGCACCUAAUAUGGGUUCUUUUCACGGCCCUGAUGUAGGGUUGGGUGCAAAUCAAGGGAUAGGCGUUGGAUUUGAAUCACAUCAUUCUACAUAUCAAAUGGUUGAUCCUAACCAUGCCAUGGGACCAGAUCCAUUCUUACUUAGCCUCCUCUAAAUUUUGCAGAUUUGAUUGCAAAACUGCAUUUCCUUUGAGUUAAAACUACUAUUUUGGUUGUGAAAGUCGCAUUGUACAGAAACGACGUGGAUGGCAUGAUAUGGCUUCUAUGUUAUAAAGGACUGCUAAAUUAUAAUCUGUCAUAAGGAUAAGCCUACGGGUUCAUUAUUAGUGUGCUGAAAUGAAAUACGUUAUGUAUGAUUUGAAAUAAAAUUGAUUUCUAUUAAAACAA
This is a messenger RNA of Haliotis rufescens (red abalone), 4571 nucleotides long. RefSeq names its product hornerin-like. Bases 173 to 4339 code for a protein of 1388 amino acids. NCBI's taxonomy places the organism in Eukaryota, Metazoa, Mollusca, Gastropoda, Lepetellida, Haliotidae. The record is from RefSeq and is a predicted model, not a curated record. The transcript is spliced from 14 exons.